Messenger RNA from Stegastes partitus (bicolor damselfish), 4296 nucleotides. RefSeq names its product calcitonin gene-related peptide type 1 receptor-like. Gene Ontology annotation, molecular function: adrenomedullin receptor activity; calcitonin receptor activity; calcitonin gene-related peptide receptor activity. The record is from RefSeq and is a predicted model, not a curated record. Gene Ontology annotation, cellular component: plasma membrane. NCBI's taxonomy places the organism in Eukaryota, Metazoa, Chordata, Actinopteri, Pomacentridae. Gene Ontology annotation, biological process: angiogenesis; cell surface receptor signaling pathway; adenylate cyclase-activating G protein-coupled receptor signaling pathway. Bases 181 to 1548 code for a protein of 455 amino acids. The transcript has 13 exons.
GGCUCAGAGUCGCCUCCGCUGCCGCACCGAACACCAGCUCCUGGAGAAUAAAAUAAAACAGGCUUUCAUUGUUCAGGUUUAUCAGGGAAGGUAAAACUCAAAGACGAAAAGGAUUACGCUCAACACUGGCUUUAAUUUUGUCUUCUUGUGUUAAGAAAACACGCGACGACCGGAGCUCAGAUGGAUCUGAACCGCGUCGUCUUGCUGCUGGUCCUGUGCUGCUUCGACAAGCAGCUGGUUGCAACGACAUCAGAGGACGACUCGGUGGAGCAUCUCGACCAGAUCGCGUCGGCGCAGUUCGAGUGUUUCCAGAGAAUCACGAAAGAGUCACACCGCAAAACGAGAUCCAUCGGCGGGCCGGUGUGCAACACCACAUGGGACGGAUGGCUGUGUUGGGACGAAGCUGAAGCCGGACUCACCGAGCAGAGCUGUCCAGAUUAUUACAACGACUUCGACCCUCACGCGAUGGCGUCCAAAGUGUGCACGGAGACGGGCGAGUGGGGUCGACACCCGGAGAGCAACCGGACGUGGACCAACUUCACCAACUGCAAAGCCAACGGUCCGCAUCAGAGGACGCAGGCGGCGAUGACUCACUUCUACCUGGUGAUGAUCGGCCACGGGCUGUCGCUGGUGUCGCUGCUCGUAUCGCUCGGGAUAUUCUUCCACUUCAAGAGUCUGAGCUGCCAGAGAAUAACCCUCCACAAAAACCUCUUCCUGUCCUUCGUCCUGAACUCCGUCAUCACCGUGGUCCGGCUGACCACGGUGGUGAAGAAACAGGGACACACCUACAACGAGUCGGGAAGCUGCAAGCUGCUCAUGUUCAUCCAUCUGUACCUGCUGAGCUGCAACUACUUCUGGAUGCUGUGUGAGGGCAUCUACCUGCACACGCUCAUCGUGGUGGCCGUGUUCGCGGAAAAGCAGCACCUCAUGUGGUACUACCUGCUCGGCUGGGGUUUCCCACUCGUGCCGGCGGUGAUCCACUCCAUCGCUCGCCUCUGCUACUACAACGACAACUGCUGGGUGAGCUCGGCCACGUCGCUGCUCUACAUCAUCCACGGGCCGAUCUGCGCUGCACUGGUGGUGAACCUCUUCUUCCUGCUGAACAUCGUCCGGGUUCUCAUCACUAAGCUGCGAGUGACCCACCAGGCCGAGUCGAGCCUCUACAUGAGGGCGGUCCGGGCCACCCUCAUCCUCAUCCCGCUGCUCGGCAUCCAGUUCGUCCUGCUGCCCUACAAGCCCCACGAGCACUGGGUGUCCGAGAUCUACCUGUACAUCAUGGACAUCCUCAUGCACUACCAGGGUCUCCUGGUUUCUACAAUAUUCUGCUUCUUCAACGGGGAGGUCCAGACCGUUCUUCGGAGACACUGGAAUCUACAGCGGAUGCAGUUCGCCGGCACGUUCGCCAACGCCGACUUCUUCCGCUCGGCCUCCUACGUGGCGUCGUCGCUCACCGAGGUGCACCGCUGCUACAGCAUCGAGAGCCACACCGAGCACAUGAGCAGCAAGAGCUACUCGGACAUAUUCAGGUCGGAGAGCCCCUUUGUGUGAGGGCGGCCGACGACGUUCCUGUUUUCUUCUACGAAGAUUGAUCUUGGAGUUAAGUUUUGUUUUUGCUUUUUUUCAUCUCCCAGGCACAAAAAGAAAGAAAAAAAAAUCAUAUUUUACUUUUCUGACAAAUCAAUAGAGAGAAAAGUGAGACCAAAGACUGUUUUUCCAUCAUUACCUACACUGCAGAUCUGUUCAGAUGGGCUGUUGUCAGACACGAGGAUGACACCGAGAAUCAAACAGCUUCAAAAUAUAUCAAUCAUACAAGGAAUUCAUUCUUUUUGCAUCGUAUGGAUACAACCUGAACGUCCUCGAUAGUCAAGGAGCAGCUCUGCUGAGCUGACAAAGACACAAGUUAUCACUUUUUCAUGGCAGUUCAAGAAUAUUGAUGCAAAGUUCAGAAAGUUUGGCCAAAGUGGGAACGUGAACCUGUGAUGCUGUAAACGGGAGGCUGAAAUAUUCUCCCUGAUUAAUGCAAAUUUCACCAAUCAGAGCAGAAUGAAGAAGGAAUCGACAGAAGUUUAGAAAUAAAGGCUUUGCAGCAGCUUUGGUGACAAGUUAAGUGCCAUAAUUUAAGCAAUUAAAAAUCAGUAGUACACAUGUAAACGACCACAAAAGUAAAAAUUUAAUUGCAGUUCACACUUAAUUUACUUUAACAAAGCCAUUUCUGCUUCAGCUAUUUUUGAAUGAAAGGUAUGCAUCAUGGGCCUGAACCCCGUCUUGACGUAAAUUUUCUAUUUAUGUGUCAUUUCCUCUCCUCUAAGGUCAACAAAUAAUGAGAUUCACAGCAUAACUUUGUCAGACAUAUAAGCUUACAUUGUCCGACUCUUUUAAGUUAAUGUUUUUUUUCACUUCUGAUUAUUCCAAAAUGCUGGAGAGACGAUGGUGAGAGGAAAAAGUGUUUGUACAUAUAUGUGAUUGUGUAAGAAUAAGACAUAUAGUCAGGCAAAUAGUAUGAGUUUGUACAUUGCAUUUAGACUGCUACUCGUGUACUUUGCAUUGUUUUCCAGUCAGUUAAGAACACACCAUAGUGUUGCAUUGCUCACAGCUGGUUUUAUCACAGCAUAGCGCAUAAAAAUGUCACAUUAUUACAUUUUCAGAUUACUUUUAAGAUUUCUGUGUCCAGGUAACAAAGUCAGACUUACACUGAAGAAUUAUGUUAUCGUUAACACGUAUUAAUGUUCAACCUGUUAAUUAAGAGCUGCUGGUUUCGGCCUUCAAUAACAGGAAUGAUACGUAAAAAUCCUCUGUAAUAUGAACUCACUCAGCCAACAGUGUAGGAGCAAGAAAUGCUUAACGUAGCUUAGCAUUAAAACUGAAAAUGGGAACUUUAAUCCAAGGGUCAAAAAAAACACAAAUGUGUGGUUUAAUGUUUUAACUGUGGAAAAAGCAAGCCAAAAUGGUUUAAAAUUCAAAAUACAUGUACAGCACUGAACCCUAAGUUAAAAAUGUAAGAUUAAUUUCUUUAAAAAAUGUAAUGUAGCAUAAAUCUAUAAUCGUUACAGUAAUUUCUAUGCAGAUUUUUAGUGAUAGAAUAAGCACUCUUGUUAUCGCGGGCAUUUUGCUAUCAAAGUACCAAUAAAUAUAGCUUAGGAUGCUCAGUAGUGGGCUACGUUAAGAGCUGCAAAGUCUGAUUAGUAGCAUUCAUUUCUUAAAGUAAUAGUUUGGUUUUGGAAAAAAAAUAGUUGCUUUUUUGCGCAGAGUGAAAUGAAAAGAUUAAUACCACUCCUCUGCUGGUACGCUAAAUAUUAAGCUACAUACAGCCAAUUAAAGUUACGCUAACUAGCUGGUUAGCUUUUUAUUAGCAUGAAGACAAACAAGCAGUUUAUCAGAAGUAACACGAUAUCUCAUUUGCUUGCUUUGGACAGAGCCAUGCUAGCUGUGUCACAAUCUAUGCUUUCCUGCUACCACAUUUGGUUAGCUUUAAGUUAGCAUGAAGAUUGGAAACAGGAGUACAACUAGCCACAAAAAAAUCCUGGCGCAGAAGCAGCCUAUCAGCACUUAUAAAAGCUCAUUAAUUAACACAGAUUGUGUUAACUUUGAAGAGCCAUCAGCUAAUGUUAGCUGGUUAGCUUCAGGCUAGGAAUAAAACUUAAUAUGGGCAGCUAGCCAAGCAAGCCUAGCACACUAGCUAUGUCCCCAUUUCCAUUCAUUAUGUUAAUAUUUUGUUGACUUUGGACGGAGUCAUGCUAGUUGUAGCACUGUUUCAGUUUUGUCUGCUAAUGUUAGCUAACUAGCAAAGCUAACCCUGCUAAUUCUAGCUUCCUACUGAUCCAACAGACUUGAGCUUGGUAUCAAUCUUCUUGUCUAACUUUCAACAAGAAAGCAGCUAAAAUAUUUUCCAAAAAUCUGUUUUGUGGCAAUCUUUUUGUAAAGAAAACUCUUUAUAAAGACGGAUAUAGCUUUUUCAAUGCACAUAAUAUCAAUAAAGGAAGGUUUGUGUUUCUAUUAGCAUGUGCUAAGCUAGGACAGAGACACCAGAGUGGACCUUGGUGAUGAAAUGUUGCACCCUAGUGGCCUAAUUGCUACCAUUUUCUGACACUUUUGACUGUUUUCCUUCUUAAUUUUAAACAACAAAUUAUGUUGAAGAAACUUCAUUUUUCAAAGAAGGCUUUGGGAAACGCUUAAAAAUGAUGAGGAGAACCUUGAGUUAGGUAAAAGUCUGAAUUUCAUUGUUGUUUUUGUAACAUAGCGCUUGUUUAUCCUGAAGUAAUAAUGCUGUAAAUAAAAACAAGCUGUUUAAAACUGGGA